UCUAAAAUUUCAGGUUAGCGGCGACCCCUUCUCCAAGCUUUCUCUAAACAAAAGCUUCCGUACCUUAAUUUUACACACGUCGUUGACUCCGUUGCGGGUUCAGUCUAGGUCUCCCCUUCUCUCGCUCUCCACCUCAUCUUCUCCAUCAACUCCGUCAUGGAAGCAGCUGCUCCAUCCCCUGAUAGUAGAGCUGCAGAUUUAAUACAGAACUUGUCCAUGGAUUCUGAGUCCAAGACUAUCGACGUGCCCGAGUCUGGAAAUAAGAGUGGAUCUGCCUUUUCCCCCGGUACAGCUAAGGGGACAAGCAAACCGUUUUAUCCAAAUGCGCGCUCCGUUUCUAAUGGAUACCCUGCUGCUUAUUAUUAUGGAGGUUAUGAUCAGGGUUAUUCCAGAUAUGUGAACCUUGACGGAGGGAUGACUCCCGGUGUUUAUGGAGAUACCUGCUCUUAUAUGUAUCAUCACGGUUAUGGCUUCACACCGUAUGGAGUGUAUCCGCCUGGUUCUUCUGCUCCAGCCAUGCAACAUGAUUCUGCUCCAAUUAUGCAACAUGAUGGACAGCUCUAUGGGCUACAACAGUACCAGUAUCCGUGUCCCUAUUACCAAGCUCAAGCUUUUGAGGAUGGCUCUUAUGUCCCAAACAAACAUAGUGUCACGCAGAGGGAAAUAUCACCUUCAGUUAAUGUUAAUCACGCCCCUUCAUCAGUUGUCAUGAAUAAAGGAAAUACAGCCAGCGUUGUCAAUGGUGAUAGCCCAAAUAACAAUGCGUUUAAGGCACCUUUAACAAGUCCCUUCUGCUCAUCUAUGAACUCGAAUGACUUUUAUCCAGCGGCUAGCUCGCCGGCUCAUGUUCCUUUGUCAGGAUACCGGGGUACUAGAAUUAGUACUGAUGGAGCCCACUCAGCAAUCCGUUCAAAUGCUUUAUUGUUCUCUGAUAGGCAGUCCAAACAUGGAGCAAGAUUUGGAUUAUCUUCACCAAUGAAUCCUGGCAAAGAUUUUUCUUCUCAGAGGAAUCAGAAUCUUGCUCUUUCUCUUCCCCGUUACACGGGUGCUAGACCAUCGGCUGGAUUGGAACUGGUUUCUGGUUCCACGACCAGGAUGUAUCCGAGCAACGAAGUGUAUGGCCAAUACGGAAACACAUGGUCUAGUUUUCCAUAUGGAUCUGCUGCUUAUGGAUCUAGAGCAGGGAAUGCUCCUGGCGGGCUUAAAGCCUUAAGCAAUAAUCGUGGUAGUGGCAAUUGGAAGAAGAAUAUGGACGGUUUUAAUGAGAUGAGUAAAGGACCUAGAGCUACGAAUUCUGAUAAUAAAAGUGACGGUGAUAACAAAGAAAUGCCUCUGGUUCCCGUGAAGGAAGAGUACAAUGGGGAAGAUUUAUCUGAGAAUUAUUCUGAUGCAAAAUUUUUUGUCAUCAAAUCUUAUAGUGAAGAUGAUAUUCAUAAAAGCAUAAAAUAUAGUGUCUGGGCUAGCACCCCGAAUGGCAAUAGAAAGCUAAGUGCAGCAUAUGAAGAAGCCAAGGAGAAACCCGGUGGCUGUCCUGUAUUUUUGCUGUUUUCAGUUAAUUCUAGUGGGCAGUUUGUUGGUUUAGCUGAGAUGGUGGGUCCUGUUGAUUUUGGAAGUACUGUAGAAUACUGGCAGCAAGACAGGUGGACUGGUUGCUUUCCUCUGAAGUGGCAUAUCAUUAAGGAUAUACCAAAUACUGUGUUAAGGAAGAUAACACUAGAAAACAAUGAAAACAGACCUGUAACAAACAGUAGGGACACGCAGGAGGUUAUGUUUGCGAAAGGCAUUCAAAUUCUCAACCUUUUCAAGGGGCAUCCACGCAAAACAUGCAUCCUGGAUGAUUUUGACUUUUAUGAGAACCGUGAAAAUGCGAUGCAGGAAAGAAAAUCUAAGGAACAUCAGUUCUCAGGACAUGUCAGGGAGCUUGGUGAUACUAGAACUAAUGAGACAGUUAAGCUGCCCGAGUCUGUGGAUGGAACUUUGGCGAAUCAAUCAGCUCCUGCGGACUUGGCGUCCGUAGGCUUGGAGUCAAACGCGUCACCAUUAGAGGAGCGUGGAUCGGCUGAAGCUCUUGAAGACUCUUCACAGCUGCCGAACUAGUGAUGUUGCCGAAGCCACAAGGGAUUCCAGAUGAGGGUGCCAGUAUAUGCUAAUUCUUUUUUUGCCUUUUAUAUUGUUUCUCCUUUUAGUAGUAGGGGAAUGAAUUCUUAAUUCCUGAUAUAAGAAGUAUUUCCUUGCUGGUUUUCUCUUGGCUCUGAGCAAGUUGGAGGUAUAUUUUAAUUUAACGAAGCUCAAUAUAUAGAAAUUGUUUUCU
This is a messenger RNA of Neltuma alba, 2311 nucleotides long. Its product is annotated as YTH domain-containing protein ECT4. Gene Ontology annotation, cellular component: cytoplasm. The transcript is spliced from 9 exons. Bases 157 to 2097 code for a protein of 646 amino acids. Lineage: Eukaryota; Viridiplantae; Streptophyta; Magnoliopsida; Fabales; Fabaceae. Gene Ontology annotation, biological process: mRNA destabilization. The record is from RefSeq and is a predicted model, not a curated record. Gene Ontology annotation, molecular function: mRNA binding.